Molecule: messenger RNA, 935 nt
Organism: Emiliania huxleyi CCMP1516
Lineage: Eukaryota; Haptophyta; Isochrysidales; Noelaerhabdaceae
Exons: 6
Coding region: 609-935 (108 amino acids)
Source: RefSeq, a predicted model, not a curated record
GCUCUGCCGCGGCGGGGCAGCGGCGACGCGCGAGACGCGGCCACCGCCGUCGCUAUUUUGCUCGAUGCGCUGAUCGUCGCCGACGAGCCACGGCGCGCCAUCGAGCUCUUCUCGCUGCUCGCCGCGGAGGGCGACGGCGCCAUGAGACACGCCGAGACGCGAUGAGACACGAUGAGACACGCCUCCGCCUCCGCUCGCUGCCACCGACCCGAGAGUGGGCCUGUCGACACGUCUCUUCCACACACCUCUCCUCAGGAGGCAUGCCCUUGCUACUUGGUUGGACGGGCCGUCCUCGAGGCUCUUCUAGGAACCUUCUAGGGGCCUUCUAGGAGCCUUCUAGGAGCCUUCUAGGCGUCCCCGCGAGGCCAGAACCGUACCUCGCCCUUCUCCGCGCCCACGCGGCGGCGGUGCGCUCCUGCGGCGCCGGGCCGCGCCGGCGGGCCGUGCAGGCGGCGCGCGCCGCCGAGGCACACGAGGUGCUCCAGCUCGCCGCGCGCGCCGGUGUGUGUCCGACCAUCGGCGCCGUCAACGGUCUGAUUGCCGUGCACGCCGAGGCGGCGGAUGCCGCCGGCGCGCUCGCGGCAUAUGAGCGUUGGUGCUGCGCGCCGAUGCGACCGAACCGCGGCACACUCGACGCGCUGCUUCGCGCGUGCGUGCGAGGCCGCGCUGCCGAGCUGAGCGGGAGGGUCUGCCGACUCGCCGCCGAGCACGACCUCCCGUUUGGAGACCGGCUGCACGCGCAGCUCGUUCUCGCGCACACGGCCACGGUCGACGUGACGCGGCUGUUUGAGCGGAUGCAGGCGGGCGGCGGCGACGCGGGGCUGGCGGCGGUGACUGCGCUGAUGGAGGAGUACCACCGCGACGGCAAGGACGGGGGCCAAAUGACGACGGUCGGCUUUUCAGUGACGACGGUCGGCAUCGAUCGGCCUCGGUAG